UUGUCUAUUGCAGUAAAAUAUUUGAAGCCCGAAAAAUGGCUGCUGCGAAUCUUGUCCGAAGUGCUUUUAGCGGAUUAUUACGAAAAUCCACAACAUAUAGAACUCCGGUAGUAUGCCGGCUUUCAACCGUCGUUCUACAACAAAAAUACCAUACAGUGAAAACCGCUGUAACCUUAUACAAUAACAAGUACCUGCAAGAUGGGGUGCAAUCUCAUCGUAUGCAACCAUACUCGUCAGGGCCCCAGACGAAGCCCUCUCCGAAAGAGAUCGAGGAGCGAGUGCUGAAAGUGUGCCAAGCUUACGACAAACUGACUCAAGUCAAGUUGGAUGUGAACUGCCACUUUAUGAAUGACCUGGGCUUGGACUCCCUUGAUCAUGUAGAAAUCAUCAUGGCCAUGGAAGACGAAUUCGGUUUUGAAAUCCCUGACGGAGAUGCGGAGAGGCUUGUAAGGCCCAAGGACAUUAUCCAAUACAUUGCCGACAAAGAAGACAUCUAUGAAUAAAUCAAAAUCAUUUCAAAAUUUCAGUAAUUUUAGACCAAAUGCACUUGACAUUUAAACUUAAUUAAAUGUAUGUUCAGUUGGUGUAAACUUACUAAGUUUGAAUAGUUUAGUUGAACUAUUUGUUGAUAAAGAUCAAUAUGGCCGAACAUCUGUCUAAGGGGAAAAGUGUAAAAUCUGUUUUUAUUAUAUGCCUGUUAGAACUAGAUCAUGUGCUUUUUAUUUGGUCAAAGCUAUUCUGUGGUACCAUUACAAUAAACUAUUAGAUUAUGAA
Messenger RNA from Cydia splendana, 774 nucleotides. It is a transcript of the gene ND-ACP, whose product is annotated as acyl carrier protein, mitochondrial. Gene Ontology annotation, biological process: fatty acid biosynthetic process. Gene Ontology annotation, molecular function: acyl carrier activity; acyl binding. NCBI's taxonomy places the organism in Eukaryota, Metazoa, Arthropoda, Insecta, Lepidoptera, Tortricidae. The transcript has 3 exons. The record is from RefSeq and is a predicted model, not a curated record. Gene Ontology annotation, cellular component: mitochondrion. The coding region runs from base 36 to 503 and encodes 155 amino acids.